Messenger RNA from Bathycoccus prasinos, 1632 nucleotides. RefSeq lists its product with no specific name. Gene Ontology annotation, biological process: protein ubiquitination. Gene Ontology annotation, molecular function: ubiquitin-protein transferase activity; RNA binding. The transcript has a single exon. The record is from RefSeq and is a predicted model, not a curated record. NCBI's taxonomy places the organism in Eukaryota, Viridiplantae, Chlorophyta, Mamiellophyceae, Mamiellales, Bathycoccaceae. Gene Ontology annotation, cellular component: CCR4-NOT complex. The coding region runs from base 1 to 1632 and encodes 543 amino acids.
AUGAGAGGCGUCGUCGAAACGCGAGGAAGAGGAACUUACCAUGGCGACGGUGGGGGUAACUUCAACAACAGGCAAGGAGGAGGAGGAGGAGGGAACGGAGACCACUCUGGAGAAGGAAGAGACGAGGCCUACGAGGAGGAAGAAGAGGAGGACGCGGAGACGUGCCCGCUGUGUUGUAACGAUAUGGAUGCGACCGAUUUAGCCUUUAAACCGUGCAAGUGCGGCUAUCAAUUAUGCGCGUGGUGUUGGCAUCAAAUCAUGGAAGUUGGAUUUGGCGAGACGGUUGGGAAGUGUCCCGCGUGUCGACAGGAUUACGACCAAGAUCUGCUCGAGUUUGACGCGGAGCAAGUAGCUUCUUUGACGGAUGCGAGUAGCGCACAACAACGAAGGGAAAGAGGAGGAGGAGGAGGAGGCAAUUAUUCUUCAUCUUCGUCGUCGCUUUCAUCUUUGCAACAUCAUCAUCAUCAUCAUCAUCACGGUAGUCGAUCAUACCGAUACCAAAACCAUCCCCACAGUAGGUACGCAGAAAAUUACGACGGUGCCGGCGGUGAGGGCGAAAACAACAUCGUAUUCGGUGGCGGCAGAGGCAGGGGACGGGGCCGAGGCGGAAGACGAGGAGGGGUUCUCUUCGGCGGAGGAGGACGAGGCAGAGGUCGAGGGAGAGGAGGGGGCGAAUUUGAUGGUAAUUUUGGCGGCGGUGGUGGUGGAUAUUCAUCGUACGAUCCAAACGCUCCGAUUGACAGUAGUCGUAAGCACCUCGUCAAUGUGCGCGUCAUUCAGCGAAACUUAGUCUACGUGGUCGGCAUUCCGACUGCUAUGUGUAAGGAAGAGAUACUGAGGAAGGCGGAGUAUUUUGGAAAGUAUGGUAGUAUCAUCAAGUUACAAGUGUCCUGUCCGACAGCACCGGCCAAUGGUAGCGGAAAUGAUGAUAGUAAUGCGGGAAAUUUAGCAGGUUGCGCUUACGUAACGUUUGAAGCAGAAGCGGACGCGGAGACAUGCAUUCAGUGCAUUGACGGUGUCCCUGCUCAUCCAGACGGUACAGGAAGACCUCUUCGAGCAUGCCAUGGCACGACGAAAUAUUGUAACGCCUUCUUACGCAAUUUUCCAUGCGGAAACCCAGAAUGUUUAUAUCUUCACGUCGUUGGAGAAAAAGAGGAUUCUUUCACGAAAGAGGAAAUGCUAGCGUCGUACAGAGAGAAGAAGAAAGCCAUGUUCAAGGGAGCGAGCACGAAUUUCAAGAGCGGUAAGAGCGGUAGAAGUAAAGACAAUGUUUCCACGGUAAACGCCGCGAAUAAAAACAGGCUCGAAAACUUGAAGCUCAACAAUGCUCACAAAAAGAACAGCAAAAGGUUCCCGACGAAUAUCAAUAGCAAUAUCGAAGUUGACGAAGAUAACGAUAACAAUACUAACGCCAAUGAUGUCGAUGAGGGUGGUAGAGAUAGACGCAACGUUCACCAUACUGUUAAUAACUUGCGGCAGAACAAAACUAAAUUUGGCGAGCGUGACGGUGGUAAAGCGAUGGGAAAUAGAAAAAACCUUCCCGGCGGAAGGGAGAAAGGAUCGUCGUCGCUUCGCGACAUUCCAGCGCCACGGAAAAUCGUAGUUCCUCCUAAAAAAGGGGAUCAAGCGUAA